AUGCGCUUCUCUACCAUUUUCUGCAGACUCUCAAUCAAACUAACACUUCGCCAGAGCUCCGUCGAGCUAUUUCGCUCUCUUCCCCGACAAAGACCACCCAGAAACCCCACCAAGCAGCGAUUCAUUCAGAAACCAAAACCAGUGAAAACACAGACCCAAGAUCCAACGAUCUACACGAGAGACACUGUCUCCAAUAUCUAUAACCUCCUCAAGUACUCCACUUGGGAAUCUGCUCGAGAACAGCUCCCAAAUCUCGGCGUGAAAUGGGAUUCUCACAUCAUCAACCGUGUCUUGAAAGCCCACCCUCCGAUGCAGAAAGCUUGGCUCUUUUUCAACUGGGCUGCUGCUCAGAUCAAGGGCUUCAAACACGACCACUUCACUUACACCACCAUGCUCGAUAUCUUCGGUGAAGCUGGUCGGAUCGAAUCUAUGUACUCUGUUUUCCAGCUUAUGAAGGAGAAAGGUGUGGUGAUCGACACGGUUACGUAUACGUCGUUGAUUCACUGGGUUUCAAGUUCCGGCGACGUGGAGGGAGCAAUACGGUUAUGGGAGGAGAUGAGAGAUAAUGAGUGCGAACCUACGGUCGUGUCUUAUACGGCUUACAUGAAGAUACUUUUCGACGAUGGGAGGGUGGAAGAAGCGACGGAGGUGUAUAAGGAGAUGUUGCGGUCGCGAAUUUCUCCGAAUUGUUACACUUAUACGGUGUUGAUGGAGUAUCUUCUAGGCACAGGAAAAUGCGAGGAAGCCUUAGACAUUUUCUUUAAAAUGCAAGAAAUUGGGGUGCAGCCAGAUAAAGCGGCUUGCAAUAUUCUGAUUGGAAAAGCCUGUAAAUUCAGGGAAACAUCUUUCAUAGUUCGAAUUCUUCGAUACAUGAAAGAAAACGGGCUUGUCCUUCGCUAUCCCGUCUUUCUUGAGGCCUCAGAGACCUUGAAAGCAGCAGGCGAAAGCGAUGAUCUGUUAAGAGAAGUCAAUUCGCAUAUUUCUGCUGACAUCGAUGAAACUCCUACAGCCGAAGUUGAUGACACGAAAAGUUCAGAUGAUAGUAGACUUAUCAGCUCCGUUCUCUUGGCGAAGCAGAAUCUUGUCGCAGUUGAUCAUCUACUUCACCAGAUGAAAGACAGAAACGUAAAGUUGGAUUCUUUUGUUGUUUCAGCAAUCGUAAAAACAAUCUGUGACCGUUGUAGAACCGAGGGGGCAUCGUUAGCCCUUGAGUACAGCUCGGAAAUGGGAAUUCAUCUCGAGAAGACAGCGUAUCUUGCGUUAGUCGGUAACUUUUUAAGAACAAACGAGCUUCCUAAAGUGGUGGAAGUGGUCAAGUAG
This is a messenger RNA of Arabis nemorensis, 1320 nucleotides long. The record is from the annotation of a GenBank genome assembly. NCBI's taxonomy places the organism in Eukaryota, Viridiplantae, Streptophyta, Magnoliopsida, Brassicales, Brassicaceae.